CAUGACUGUAUAGAAACUUUAACAAGAGUGUAUAUAAGUGUCUCACUCCUCAAACACAUGCUGGAUUUCUUCAUGUGUGGAUCACAAGUUCAGAUAUGAAGAUGUUUGGUCUUCAACUGUUUGUUUUGAUUUGUUUGUAUUCUGCAGUACAGCCGUCCAGUCAAACAGAUGUCUCAGGAUGGGACAGUGAUCCAGUAACUGGUGUAUUAUAUCAGAGAAACACACAAUCAGCACUGACCUGGCAUCAAGCUCGAGCCAGCUGCCAACAACAAGAUGCAGAUCUUCUCAGUAUAUCAGAACUACAUGAACAGUCUUAUAUAUCAGGCUUGACAGAUCGCUUGGGUUCAGCUUUAUGGAUCGGACUCAACAGUCUUGACUUUGAGAGUGGAUGGCAGUGGAGUAAUGGAAACCCAUUCAGAUAUCUCAACUGGGCUCCUGGUCAUCCCUCUCUUGAGCCGGGCCUUAACUGUGCUGCAUUAAACGCUGGUAAAGCAUCCAAGUGGGAAAGUUUGGCCUGCAGUAAGAAGUUAGGUUACAUUUGCCGCAAGGGAAAUUCAACAGAUAUCAAGCCUUCAACAGGUGUAGAUCAGCCUAACUUCUGUCCAGUGGCGUGGGUACCAUAUGCCGGUCACUGUUAUUAUCUGCAGCGCACAAAUAAGACGUGGAGUGAUGCUUUGGCCGAGUGUCACAGAGAAGGAUCAGAUCUGGCCAGCAUUCACAACAUAGAAGAACACAGUUUCAUCAUAUCUCAGACUGGAUACAUGUCGACUGAUGAGCUCUGGAUUGGUCUUAAUGAUCAAAGGAUUCAGAAUCUGUUUGAGUGGUCAGAUAGAUCACACGUCACCUUCACUAAAUGGUUUGUUGGAGAACCUUCACACAUCACAAAUCGAAAGGAGGAUUGUGUUCUUAUCAGAGGACAGGAGGGAAAGUGGUCAGAUCAUCUGUGUGAGUCAGCUCAUGGUUUCAUCUGUAAGAAGAAAGCUUCCACUAAACCUGAAGGAUCUCCAGAGGUCAUCAGUCCUGGAUGUCCAGCUGGUUGGUUUAGGUUUGGCUAUUACUGUUAUAAUGUUGCCAUAGAAACCAAAACUUUUGAUGAUGCCAAACUGACGUGUGAGCAGAACGCAGCUAACCUGGUUGAUGUUGACAGCAGAUAUGAGAAUGCGUUUCUCAUCAGUCUGGUUGGUGUUCGACCUGAGAAAUAUUUCUGGAUUGGUUUGUCUAAUACUCAUCAGAAUGAGCAAUUCCAGUGGAUCAAUGGUGAUGAAGUCAAGUUUACACACUUUAAUGUAGGCAUGCCAGAUAAGCACCGAGGUUGUGUAGCAAUGUUAACAGGAACUUCAGCAGGAUUAUGGGAUGUAUUGGCCUGCAACACUAAACAGAAAUACAUCUGUAAGAAAAUGGCAGAAGGAGUCACUACAACCCGAGAGCCACAGACCACACGACCUCUCAGCUGCCCGGCUAAAUGGACUAAAAAAGAUCCAGGAAGUUGUAUUCAGAUCUACAGAAAUAAGAAGGAGAAGAAGAAGACUUGGUUUGAAGCGCGUGACUUCUGUCGAGCUAUUGGUGGUGAUUUAGCGAGCUUUCAUUCAGAAGAUGAAAUGAGUGUGUUAUGGUAUUACAAAUCAGACCCAGCGUGGAUUGGCUUCACUUCAUUGGACAAUAAUUCUAGUUAUGUGUGGUCAGAUCAAACUCCUUCCGAUUAUCUGAACUGGGCCUCUGGUGAACCAAGCAACUACAACAAUAAUGAGAACUGUGCUGAAUAUGGCAGUAAUUAUGCACGCAUGUGGAAUGAUCGUGAUUGUGAUACUUAUAUGGACUGGAUCUGUCAGAUUCCAAUAGGCAUAACUCCAAAAUCCCCACCGACAUCAGUCAUUAAAGAAUAUAACAAGACGUCUGAUGGCUGGAUUCAGUACAAUGGCAGUCAGUAUUUCAUAAAUCUUGAAAUUUACCCUAUGGAAGAAGCUCGUGAAUUCUGUAAGAAGAAUCAUGCUGAUCUUGUUGUCGUCACUGGUCAGACUGAGAGGAGAUUCAUAUGGAAGCAGAUAUCGAGACUUGGAGAAUCACAAACUCACUUCUACAUCGGGAUGACUGUAGAGUUGGACAAAUCAUUUAGUUGGAUGGACGGUUCACCUGUUGUAUACACUGCAUGGGAAAAAAAUGAACCAAAUUUCGCCAACAAUAAUGAGAACUGUGUGGCCGUUUUGAAAAGCUCAGGAUUCUGGAAUGAUGUUAAUUGUGGUUCAUCGUUACCCUCAAUCUGUAAAAGAAGUGCUGAUUUUGUCAACACCACCAUGUCUCCAACCACUGUAGCACCGGGCGGCUGCGCUCCUGACUGGACUCUGUUUAGAGGAAAAUGUUACAAGUUUUUCAAAAAUAAGAUGUCAUGGCAUAAAGCACAAGAUCACUGCAUUUCUAAUAAUGGCAAACUGGUGUCUAUUUGGAGUCGCACAGAGCAAUUUUUUCUCACAACUUUAAUGCUAAGUGCUGUUAAUGACGUGUGGAUCGGUGCAAAUGACAUUGCCACAGAUAAAAAAUUUGUGUGGACUGAAAAUCGAGCUGUCAGAUACAAAAACUGGCUCAAAGGUCAACCUUCAUCAUGGGGCUAUAGAUGUGUUGUGAUGGUUAAACACCCAGAGAAGUUCACUGGUGUGUGGAAAAAUGCAAAGUGUGAAAAUGAGAAAGCUUUCAUCUGCAAGAGGAACACAGAAUCUCAGUUCUUUGCUACCAUGACCACAGCAGUGCCACAGAAAUACUUCAGUCUGGGCAAUGAUUCAUAUAAGAUCCAGCUGGAGAAGAUGAGCUGGGAUGAAGCGAGAAGACAGUGUAAAGCUGAUGAUGCUGAUCUUGCGAGUGUACUGAACUCCAUCAGUCAGGCGUACACCAGCCUACAAGUCGACAAUCUCAAAGAACCUUUGUGGAUCGGACUCAACAGUAACCUGCCAGGUGGACGCUAUCGCUGGGUGGAUAACUGGUUUCUAAGCUACAGUAAAUGGGCUACAGGAGAACCCAAAAACAAUUUAGCUUGUGUUUAUAUUGACACGGAUGGAGACUGGAAAACUGCAGCGUGUAACAACAAAUAUUAUUCCCUCUGUAAACGAUCAACAGUUUUUGCCCCUACAGAUCCUCCUCAGCUGCCGGGUGACUGCCCCGAAUCAGAUCAGAGAAACAGUUGGAUCCCGUUUAGAGGACACUGCUAUACAUUCAUGACCUCCAAGAGAGACAACUGGGCUCAUGCCGCAGUAGAAUGUAUGAGAAUGGGUGCAUCUUUAUUGAGUAUUGAGGAUCCAAUAGAAUCACAGUUUAUCCGACAAUACCUGGAGAUCCUGCAGGAUAAAAUCAAGUCAUUCUGGAUUGGACUUCACCGCAGUUAUAAGGGUAAUUGGAUGUGGGUUGAUAAUACGGUUGUGAAUUACACAAACUGGAAACCGCAGAUGCCGGAUAAUGUUAGAAUUUGUAUUGAAGUUCAGUCAGAGACUGGGAUGUGGAACACCAACAACUGUGAUGAUCAGAUCAGUUAUAUCUGCAAGACUGCUAAAGUUAUACCACCAACAGAGAAGCCAUCAGUCUCAGAUGAUUGACAGGUAGAUCAGAGGUGUCAUGGAUGGCUGGCAUCGCUGUGGUGGUCGUGUUGGUCAUAAUCGCUGUCGCAGGUCUUGCUGGGUUUCUGUUCUUUAACACGUACCCUUCAUACUGUAAUCAAUAUUAACGUCAAUUAAACAUGAAAUCCUCGUCAUAUUCUUAUAGAGUACACAGACAAAAAGAGAACAUUUAUGAAUGAUUUUAUUGCUAUUUUACACAUUAAAUGCCUUAAAGUUCCAAUGAGAAACACUGAAUUUUUGACAGAAAACUUCAUGACAUACAACAACUUAAACCAAAAAGCUAAACAUGUCACAUAUAUUUGGAAAGCUGAGAUUUUUACUUUUUGUAAUGAAACAUUUAUAUUCUUCUUUUGAAUGAAUGUGAUCUUUUUUUGUAACACUUGUUGUGUAAGAUGCAAACUAUACAACCUUUAUAAGCCAAGUAUUAUAACCAAUUUUAUAUGCAAUCCUUGGGAACAAUAGAAACCUGUGGUUUGUUAUUUUAUACUCUAAGUGUUGUUUUUACUCCAAGUGUUGCUUUAAUGCAAAAUAUUAUAAUCACUGAGUUGGGAAUAUAUGCAUGACAGCUCUUAAAUUGCAUGAUAAACAAAAAGAAGACAUAUAUGAUUUUUAAAUUGAUUUAUUAAGAGUAGAGAGAUUGAUGCAUGUAUUAGAUAAGAGAUAGAUUACGCUUUGAUGCAUGAUUUGCAGACCUGUGAAAGUGCAGAAGAGCUCGUAGAAGAAGAACAACGAAACUCGGUCAUAUUAUAUAUAACAUGAUAAAUGUCAGAUCAAAGGCAUCUCAUGGGGCUCCAUGUAUAAAGAACUUGGACUUGAAACCUUGUCUAGAAAUUGAUGCUACUGAAGAACUUAUUCAGAUCUGGAUGCCGCAGCCAGCAUCUCCGUUGUCUGACAGCCUGAAAUCUUGUGUGCUCUAGACUUAGCAUUUUUUAGAAUCUGUAUUUUUGUUUCUGUUCUUUUUUUAUCUAAUUCAGAAAAACUUGUAAUCGCAAACAACCAAAUUAUUUUAAUAAAUUUUAUUAAAGACAAGAAGUCUGCAUGCUUGAUCUUAGCUCAGAGAAAAUAACCACGAGGGAAGUCUUCUGCCAGUUUUGUGUAUGAUCUACAAUGCAAAAAAUGAUUUUCAAGAAAAAGUUUCUUAGUAUUUUUGUUU
Misgurnus anguillicaudatus (oriental weatherfish) is the source of this 4752-nucleotide messenger RNA. The record is from RefSeq and is a predicted model, not a curated record. Lineage: Eukaryota; Metazoa; Chordata; Actinopteri; Cypriniformes; Cobitidae.